UUGAUCCAAGAUGGUUGUCAGAAUACGAUAAUUUUGUGUUUUGUUGAUGAUUUGCGCGGAAAAUUUGGUCGAGUUUCGCGUUCAACGAUUUCCGAAAAGAUGCCCGUUGACAUUAAUCGAUUGACAGAGGGUUGGCUAGAGUUGGAGAGCGAUCCCGGCUUGUUCACACUGCUCCUAGAAGAUUUCGGGGUGAAGGGUGUUCAAGUGGAAGAGAUCUACGAUCUGCAAAAGUCUCUGGAAGGUCCGGUCUAUGGCUUUAUCUUCUUAUUUCGAUGGAUCGAAGAACGGCGUUCUAGACGUAAAGUCGUAGAGCAGGAUGAAAGUUUUGUCAAAGAUGAAGAGAUUGUCAACAAUAUCUUCUUCGCACAACAGGUUGUCCCGAACAGUUGUGCUACUCAUGCACUGCUUUCGGUUCUACUAAAUUGUCCGAAUAUCCAUUUAGGCACAACACUGUCACGAUUAAAGAUGCACACUUCUGGUAUGUGUCCGGAGAACAAGGGCUGGGCGAUUGGCAACACACCGGAACUGGCAUGUGCGCACAACUCACAUGCCAUGCCACAGGCCAAGCGGCGGCAGGACAAAAAUACCGGCGUCUCAACAGGCAGAUUCACCGGCGAAGCUUUUCACUUUGUCAGCUAUGUGCCGAUAAACGGUCGGCUUUUCGAGCUGGACGGCCUGAAGCCGUAUCCCAUGGAUCAUGGGCCAUGGAAGGAACACGAGGAGUGGACGGAACAGUUCAGGCGUGUCAUAACCGAUCGCUUAGGCAUGGCAACGGGUGAGCAGUUGCAGGAUAUUAGAUUCAAUCUUAUGGCCGUCGUACCCGACCGACGCCUCGCUAUCUCGCACAAAUUAACAAUGUUGAAGACCAACAGACAGAUAGUCCUGGAGGCGUUGCAGCAGCUGGUGAAGUUAAGCCAUCAAGACGGCGGUAAUGUGGAGAAAAACUCGCACGUAGAGGCCGAUAAAGAAAAGAGAAAUAAAGUUGAGGACGAAAACGGAUUGCCUGCUAAAACGGAGGUUGAAGAAUCGCCCUCGAUUCCCGCCAUCAAUGUUGAAGGUAGUAACGAUUCGGCGGUGGUCAUUGACGAAACAGUCUCCAGCAUCACAUCUGGGAAAACUGAAUCUAGUGGAAUGGAGAAAGUAGUGAUGUGCGCUCUCGAUUAUGCCACGCCGCUGCAGAUUCAGACUUCGCCGGCUCAUAGUUCUUCGAGUACGGACACGUCGUCGGAAAUCGGAUCUGCCUUUAAUUCGCCUACCCAAGCUUGGGGUUGGAAUUCCGGUCAGAGCAGUCCUACGUCGACCAAGGACUUCAAAAAAUUCGUGGUGAUCAGAGUCGCUGGCGACGAGAAAAACGAGGCGGGACUGAGUCGUUCUCUGGGAAACAUAAAUAUAAACGGGAAAAGGUUAGUUUCCGACAGCGGCCAUUUGCACAAAAAGGUGUGUUUGUCCGGCGAAGUCAGGAUUCCACACGCGCGCGUAAAAACCAGCAACGGCGACACGGUGACGGAGGAGAAAAAGGUCGAGAAGAUCGAUCCCAAAUUGUGCUCCAAGUAUCCGGAGCUAUUUGAACCGCAUACGUUCGCACCAAAGGACCUCCUGGCGCUGCUGAAGAACCUAGAGCACGAAAUCAGCGUGUGUGAGACCAGCCUGAAGGACGAGAACGACAAAAGAAACAAGUACAAGAUCGACGACUGUCGGAGGACGCAUAAUUAUGAUGAAUUUAUCUGCACGUUCCUCUCGAUGCUCGCUCAACAGGGAAAACUAGCAGAGCUAGUUCAGCAGCAUCUGACGUUGAAAAAGCACACUUCCGUCUCGGUGAAUAGGGUUCACAGGUCGUCGAAAAAGUCCGACACCCGCCAGAACUCCUCGCGCAGACGACGCGGUAGAACCAAAUGUAAAAAGCGAAAGUAAUCGUCGAGCGCAUAAGUUUAAGGCAUAGGCAGCUCCGUUCGUUCGGAUUGUACACACUCACACGCUGUGGAAAAUCGCUUGGUAGUUUUACAAAAAUCAUGAUCAUGUGAGGAGGCCAUAGAUAGUUUCUAAAGAUGUAGCGUCGCUGUUUUCAUUUCAAUCAUCGAUUUUUCAAUCAUCAACUGGAUGUUUCUAGCUUUUUAGAGGAAUCUUAUACAGGUAUGAUUAAUUUUUAUUUGGUUUUUAUUUGGUCAUGAUGAAUAGAAAUUGCUUUUCUAGACUGAACAAAUGUGAACUUUGCGAUGUAUACAUAUAAGUAUAUUUUUUCGUAUUCUUUAUGUAAUUACGCGUGGUAUUUUAAUCGUCCAGAGAUUCUAUUUAUAUUUAUAUCUUACGUUUGAAACAUAAUCUUCCGCACAUCUUCCGCCUGUUUCUCGCGGGAAUGUUGCAUCCAUGUUCUUUGCUGAUUUAUAUUUCAUACGAAAUAUACGACUUGUACGAAGAAUGCUCCAUACCUUUUUAAUGAGAGAAUGCUCGGGGAGGGAGGAAGGGGAGGAAUAAAAGAACAACGAGGAGGGGGCUUUGUCAAAAACAUUGAAAAUAUUUAUUUAUCGGUAUUUCAUAUACAAGUACACUACACGCGCUGUAGAUAUGUCCCUUAGUGUCUAAAUACUUACAUCUCCGGACAGCCGGAGGAAGGAGAAAUCAAAAAGCUUAUUUAGAUCGGCUGGAAUUGCGGUCUUCGCAUCGUGAACGACGACGCAGACGACAGAUUUAUCGGUCCUCGCCUCUAAGUCGCUUUUACCGUUUAGUAUAGUGCAAUAGGAACUGUAGUCGAAACGCGCGCGUGAACGAUUUCGCGGGAUACAAAUAGGAAGAGAAAAGAAGGAGGGGGAGAGAGGUUCGGGCGCGAAAAUGUCGUUCCUUCUCCGGCCGACGGUUCCGGCGGUCCUCUGUGAACUGCUUUUUGGCAAAAACGUGCGAUUGUAUGUACAAGAGUUUGCGGCUCUCUCGCAAUCGUCGCGUGCGAUCGUUCGAGGCGAGCGAGGCAUAAGUGCGCGAGUAAUCGGUGUGUAGGUAGUUGUGUGUCUGUGUGUGUGUGUGUGUGUGAUUGAAUCGUAUUCGGAAUCGUGUCGAGAUCGUCGUCGACGCUGAUUUGCAAUAAUGAUCGCGCUCGAUAGUUAACAGUAGAAGAUAAUAAUGUAUGUAUUUACACGCACGGUACUGCAUCUUUGUUCCUUCUCGCCGCCGCGGCGAGAAACGCACACGAUUCCGUCAUUACAGGCACUCUCGGUAUUUUACACGCGACGCGGUGUAUCGCCGGCGAAGCCUCGUCCUUCCUACAUCUCGGCGACGAUGACUCGGAAUUAUUGCUGGCUACGCCGCAACCCCGCGUGCGUUCUGUCGAUUUCGAGGUUGAGAAUCGGCGAGUCCCCCUGCGCGCGCGCGACCGUCGACGCCGCUCGUGGAAUUCCGCGCCGUACGAAAUUCGGAACAUUUAUACUGCGAGGAGAGUAACAUAAUAAAAACAAGGGAAAGCGAGAGGAAUAUGUAGACGAGAUCGUUUCCGCGAGCGACGCCGAAUACAGUCUCGCGACGCGGCGGGAGGACUCCGUACGCCGACUUCUUCCUCGUCUUCCAUCGUUCGCCCCCGCCGUGACACGGGCGAUUAGUGUGCAAUAAAUAGAGGUGCCCUUUUCACGAUCGCCCUCGAGGUUAACGUCGAUUUCGCGUCUCUCUCUCUAGCGCUCUACGUAUCACAUAUGGUAAAAACGGAUGGUCGAUCGGGAUCAGCGGGACGCUAAGCUGCGUAACUCCCGGUACCGUCGGACUCCUUUUCCGCAUCGCCGAUUUUUCCUGCCGCUCGCUUCGUCGGAUCGAUGAACAUCCUGCUCUCGGUAAGGAAGGGAGAAAAAAAUCGCACUUUGGUUCUGAUUGCCGGUGACGCGACUUCGAUUUCCCGACGACGCGCAUCCUACCUUCGAAUCGGCGACGACACACACUCGAGCGCUGUACACGCGUUACAGUUCGUUUCAAUGACGAUAUCGAAAAAUACAUUAAUUUGAAAAAUAUAUAUAUAUGCAUAUAUAUAUAUGUAUAUCUGUGUAUAUAUAAUAUAUAUAUUUCUUGCAAGUAUAUAUCUGCUGUGUAUAUAUUACAUUACACCCAUAGGCUCACUUAAUACUUCAAUACGCGCUAAAUUCCGCCUUCCAAGAGGAUUUUUCUUCCGCGGCACGCACACGCCCGAGUCGGCGUUUCCCCGUCACGGCGCUUGUAACACAGAUGCACUUUCGUCUUCACAUAUACAUAUAUACAGACACGCUACGUACGUCGAUCGUAGUGAUUCGAUAGCAAAAGUAUAAAAAAGAGAUAGACAGUCGCGAGAGAAUUGGACCUCGACGUGAAAAUCCGGCGCGAGCGUCGAAGAGACGCAGCCUCGCUAUUUAUUUAUCUUUUUUUUCUUUUCUCUUCCGAACUGAAAUCCGCGAGGGAACGAAGAGGAAAAGUUCGGGGACUUGGCGGAAGGCUUCGUCGAAGUUGCCGGCGCGGCUUUCGAGGUGCGAUAAGAAGCAAUAAAUAAAAAGCGAAUUUGGAAUGAACACCAGCAAACCGAAUCUUUGAAAUUUCAAGCAAGAUGAACGAUUGCUUACAGAAACUUUCGAUAUUUGGUAUUGAUCGUGCAAGAUGGAAAGUUCGGUCCUUUUGGCGAUGAAUAAAUGAUCAAGCCGCGCCUCGAAGCUCCGCCGUGCGAGGUCGUCCGUCGCUCGCCGCUUUACGCGUGAUCGCAAACAAAGAUGACGAUGACGAAAAAAA
Molecule: messenger RNA, 4725 nt
Organism: Linepithema humile (Argentine ant)
Lineage: Eukaryota; Metazoa; Arthropoda; Insecta; Hymenoptera; Formicidae
Gene: calypso
Product: ubiquitin carboxyl-terminal hydrolase calypso
Biological process (GO): ubiquitin-dependent protein catabolic process; protein deubiquitination
Cellular component (GO): cytoplasm
Molecular function (GO): cysteine-type deubiquitinase activity
Source: RefSeq, a predicted model, not a curated record